Molecule: messenger RNA, 3495 nt
Organism: Durusdinium trenchii
Lineage: Eukaryota; Dinophyceae; Suessiales; Symbiodiniaceae
Source: the annotation of a GenBank genome assembly
AUGGCAACCUUGGGCAAGGUAGAAGUGGAUAUCAACCUGCUGGUGCAACUUCAAGAACAACUCAUCCAGAGUGCCAAGGCCAUUGGUGAGCAACUGGAAUCGACGGAUUUGGAGGCUCCACUCUCAAAGGUCAAGCGAGUAUCACAGGUAUCUACCGAUGCGACAAUUCCAAAUACUUCAGUGCAAGGCUUUUCAACCACACCUCGCCUGGAUGAGAAGCCAGAAAAGUUUGAGCUGCAGCCAAAUGGUGUGCCCAUGCUGACCACCACGGCUCCGAAACGGCACUCCAUGCUUUCCUCCAAAAGCUCGGUCUCAAGCAUAACCUUGGAAGAUGCAGGCUGCAGCCGAAUGCUGGACGAGUGGCGAGAGAAGUUUGUGCUUGCCCAGCAGGAAGCGAUUGACAUCUACUCGGAGAUGCAUCGUCAAGACGCCACCCCGAAGAAAGCCUUCACGCGGCGGCACAGCCACAUUGUUUGGACGUUCGAGGGUUUGCUGCCAACGGCCAGCGACUUCAAUUUGGCAAUUGCUUUCAAUCCCAAGGAGUUGCUGCGAUUGUGGCGGUUGACCUGGGACUUUCUGACCAUUGUUUUGGUGGCCAUUGAUGCGUUUGUUUUGCCCAUCCGCCUGGCAUGGCCAGAGCGUUUUGCCGACGGUGGCUAUGUGCAGAGUUUCUACCAGGUGACUCCAGUCUUUUGGGUCAUUGACAUCCUGAUGAACUUUGCAAUGGCAGCUCUUUCGCAGAACAAGACGAGAGUUCUCCUGACAUAUGCCUGUACAUGGCUUUGGUUCGAUGUUGGUUUGGUGGUCUUGGAUUUCGUCCUUUUGCUGCAGAUGGUGCCAGAGACCUUCAAGUCCUUGACACUCCUUCGGUUGUUUCGAUUUGCCAAGUUCAAACACGCAAUGGUAGAGUUGGAGAGUUUGCUGGAAGCACGAGGGAUGAUUCGAGCGAAGCACAUCUCGACGAUUCUGCAAUGUGUGAUCUUCAUUUUGGGUGUGAACCAUGUCUUGGCAUGCGUCACGGUUUACGUGGCAAAGCGAGAGCAGUUCUAUCAGCGUGUCAACUGGAUGGACGAGAAUCAAGUUAUGAGCAACGAUCUGCUUUUUCAGUAUAUGAUCUCCUUCAAUUGGGUGAUUGCAGAGUACACUCCAGCACCGUAUCCCUUUACCGCGACCAAUGAGCUGGAGCAAGGGUUGGUGCUGGCCAUCAUCCUGACGUGUUUGCCCAUGCUGGGAGCACAGAUUGGAAUCAUCAGCGGCACCUUGACUAAGAUGAAUGAGAAGAGCAAGGAGCGAGAGACAGUGAAACGAGACCUGCAACGGUGGCUGCGAAAGACCCGAGCGCCGAAAGAACUGACACAGCGCGUUGUUGCGGCGUUGGACGAAGUGCUGAAGUCGGGCGAAAACCCAUUGGACUUCCGUGAGCCUGUCGCAUUGGAUUUCUUGCCUACGACGUUGAUUCAAGAGCUGCAUAUGGUGAAUACCAGCCACAAGCUGUUCAUUCACCCCCUCUUCAGCAUGCUAAUGGAUGAAAGACUGGAGUUUGGCGGACGUUUGGCUUCGUCCUUCCAGUCAAAGGUCUACAUCCAAGGUGAGGCAAUUUUCAGUCAAGGACGGCGAGCUGAAGGCAUCUACAUCACUACACAUGGGGGGUUCUCGUUUCAGCCGUCGAAAAGUGACAGCUCUCAUUUCAAAAGCCGCAAGAACAAAAGCGUGCACUGGAACAAUGAGAGCUGGUUCGCUGAGCUGUCGCUCUACUUGCCUAGGAUCCACGCAUCCACGUUGACAGCUAUGACCUAUGCAAAAUCCCUGAUGAUGACCUACGAAAACUUCAUCGAGGUGGCUCAGGAUUGGCCAGCUGUGGUGGUGGCAGUUCAUGAGUACGCUCAGUCUUUCCUGAAAUUGUACGAGAAAAGAUCCUACGUUCUCCAAAGUACCUGGGAGCUGCCGCCGGUGGAUUGGCCUGACUAUGCUGUUGCUGCCACUCAACUGGCAGAGCUGCUGAUUCCAGGCACAAGUCGUUUGCACUCCUUCAGAGUGAUGGACGUCCCCGUGGAGUGCGUGGACUACCGGAAGCUGAUCCUAGAAGACUUUUCAUUGGAGGGCCAGAUCGAUGAGGUUGUGGAUCAAACCAAAGAGUUGCAAGAGGACACUGGCAUCUACGAUGCCUUGGGCUGCCAGGAAGAGGCCCAGCGAGCAACCCUCUCCAUGCUUUGUUUGGUUUGGUUUGUUCGAGAUAGCUACGAGCACAUGAUCGCCAACCAGGAUGACCGUUCACGUCUCUCCAAGUCCACAUGGAAAGCUAUUCGAGACCUCCUCUUCUCUCAUGAAAUCAGCUUGGACGAGUUGAACGGUCUCAUGGUGCUGCUGGCCAUUCGUGGCAUUUGCAAGAGUCCAGAUUUUGCCAAGAUCGCUCCACCCAAAGACCGCACCACACCUGAGCAGGUGCUGUCUUACGCGGUCGAGAACUUGCAAGCAUACCUGCCGUCCUUGGCUUCUCUCAAGAGCGAAAGCUAUGAACACCUUGGCCCCAUUGUUGAUAUUUUGAAGGAGUUCAACUUUGCACAAUUUCUGCAGGGUGAGAAUAACCCGCACUCAGUGUGGCUCCUGAAGAAUGGCUUAACAAGUCAAGGUGGAAAGGUUUUGAAGAUGUGUUUGCUUUCUCAAGUUUGUAUCCUUUGCGGAGUCAUGGGAACCACCACUUUGAGGGGCUCACUCUUUUUGAAUGAAGCCAACGGUCGCUGCUUGGUGAAAGCUCUCAACACCCUGCAGCAUAUUCACGAGUUGGAUCCUCAUGAAGUGUACUGGAAAUACAUCCAGAGUCGAGCGGAGGCUUUGAACUUGCCAGUGCUGACACCUUCGCACAUGGUCCAAGCACGAUUGGCUUGCCUCACCCGAUGCGUUGAGCAGCAGAUGGCAGCAGACUUGCAAGAUGAUUGGCUGCAGUUGACCCAGAAAGAGAGAGAUGUCCUGUUGGACAUCUUCUUGUUGGACGGUCACGAACAGAAGACCUUCGUCUUUCUGUACCUACCAUUGUUUUUGGCCAACGCCAAAGCCAAUCACGAUGUCGAUCUCUUGGGUGGCUUGAAGCUCUUGGUGGAAAUCUACGAUAGGUUGUUACAGCACCGCUGCUUGAGCCUCACUGGUCCAAGUGUUGUGGUGGAUCUAUCAUCCUUGGCAUUGGUGAUGAAAGAUGUCGAGGACAUCCCCACCUUGCGAAAAUGUUUCGACUUUGCCAAGUUGGUGAAGCAUGAGAAUGGUGUGACUGUUCUCCUGACCAGCAACAGCUACCAGGUCCUUUCAGGUCAGUUGGUUCAUCACACUAGAAGCGCCGACAUGUUGGAACAGCUAACUGUACAACAGUCGAAAUUGGAGUUUGCCAUUCGUUCCUUGCCAUUGCCACGUGGACAACGGCCGUCAAUUUCUCAUUUCUCUUCGGAAAGCGAGCUCCAAGAGCCGCUACGUCUUCAAGCGAAGCCUUCCCCUUUGGAACUUUAG